Molecule: messenger RNA, 474 nt
Organism: Auxenochlorella protothecoides
Lineage: Eukaryota; Viridiplantae; Chlorophyta; Trebouxiophyceae; Chlorellales; Chlorellaceae
Exons: 1
Coding region: 1-474 (157 amino acids)
Source: RefSeq, a predicted model, not a curated record
AUGGGGGAAGGGGUGUGGCAAGUUGGAAACAGAGUGUACACAAGGGGUGGGGAAGAUGUGAGAAAUUCAUGUGCACGUCUUCAUGAUGAAGUCAUGGGAAGUCCUUGCGCUGUCUCCUCCACGAGCCACUCCCUCCACAGGGCCAGGGGAAGAACUCAGCGCACGUCACCCGGCCACGUGCCAGAUGCGCACCGAGCCGUCGCUGGAGCAGGAAGCCAGGAGGAAGCUGCCUUCUUCCCCGUCAUCCCGCCGCCAGGCCAGUCGCCGCACCGGCCCGGCGUGCGUGGCGCGCUGCCAGACCACCUCCAGCGCGUUCCCGGACUGCACCCUGAAGCGCAGCACGCACAGCGUGCCGUCCUCGUGGCCGAGGGCCAGCAGGAAGCUGCCCUGCGCCAGCUCACCAGGGCAAAAGGCGAGCGCCCGCACCGCCGACCCCCUGCGCAGCUCCAGCGAUUUGGUGAGGGCCUCGCUUGA